AAAUGUAGAUAGUUGUGAACUUUGAAUGAUUAGCAACCUCACUUCUCUCAGUCAGUUCGUGCUAACAUUGUCCUCUUAACCUCGAUCCCAGAGAAACCCUGGGAACGAGGUUGUUUCGGUUUUGGUUUGUAUAUGCUGUAUGUGUCAUACAUGAAGGGGUGUUUAUUUUAACGACCCCCGGUUGACGGGCAGGAUGCACACAUCGUUCUCUCUCCCCCUUCUCUCGUAUUUAGUCGUGAAAAUACCCAACAUGGGGUCGAACUUCAGACAGUGUUGAGGCUUCCCCAGCUUAGUAGCGGUGUGUUAUAGCAACUUUAUUCUUCACGAACAUCCUAGACUCGGCCCAAGGUUAGACAAGGGCAAAGACACUAUUAUAGGGAUGUACGUAACUUUAAUCACUCAAUUUUUUUUACUGUUUUUUAAUGGCGACUCUUGAAAAAAAUUCAUCCUCGAGUUCAAAUCUCUUUGUGACUGACUCUUGUAUCUCGUUUUGUCAGAGAAAUCAGAGUAAUAUAUCGAUCGGAUUCUGGAGUAUACAUAAUUCACACUCUUGCUCACAAGCUCAUUUUACGCAAUUCGUUGUGCCAUUUUGGCAUAUUUUGUUUGCGAGACGCAAGUUGCGUUACAAUUUGGUUUGUGCAACACAUUAGCCAGAAGGAAAACUCAUCUAUUUUGCGCAACAAUUUCGCAACACUUGUGCGUUGCACAUUGUAACACAACUCGACGUAGAUAUCGGUGUAUUGCAACGCGUUUUCGAAACGCCUUUCGUCAACUCGUCUCAGUUGUGAGGCAAUACACGAGACGCUAUCCAGAGUGUAGCGGCAUGAUUACAAGUCAUUUUCCUUUUCGGAUACUGUGAGAACUGUUUUUUCGUACAAAACACGGAAUGCUUCAAUGCGAUACAUAGUAGACAAUACAUUUAACAGUAGUGCAGCUUGAUCCCGUCCAUUGGUACAUGUAAGCACAAUCGCGCUCAACCUUGUUAUGUCUAUGUGACACAUAAAGUCUAAACCGGGGUUGGCGGGGAGGGGGUACUCCCUUAUAUGAGCUUUAUGGGUUUGUGCAAAAGGUGUAGUUUUUAAGCGGUUUUGAUCUGACAAAAGGGUAUAACCAUUUUGGCCUGAAAUGGGGUAGGUUUUUGACUCUGGUUUGGCAUUGCGUAUUAGUCUCAAAUGGUUCUAAACAUAUUGUGGGCAAAAUGCGUCAAAAUGUAGUGACCAGAGCACGGAGCAAACUGACUGCCAGUGAGAACGAUCUUGCCCGCCUGGUUUGACAGUCUUGAGGAAUUUUUUUUUUGUUACGCAGAAGCUCGGUUCAAAGAGUUUACCCUGUCUAUAAGACCCAUUGGCCUUUCUGCUAUAAACCUUAAAGGAAACCAUGACGUAGGCGAUUGAAUUGUUAGCGUGUUGAUGAGUUUUCCCAAUUUUCACUGUAGUGUAUUUUGUAGUGCCGGACUGAAUCCAAUCUUUUCUGUAUUUCGUAUAAUGUAACCGUCAAGGAGUGUAUUUUGCUUGAUUAAGUCAGGUGGUGGAAGAAUCGAAGUCAAAUCCUAGGCAGUAAAUGCGCAAACAAUUUCUGACUGAUAUUGUCUAAUCACAAUACAGCACUACGAAUUACGACUUGCCCAGGUCGGGAUACGAAAGGUUCCCUAGUAACAUCCUUGCCAAUAUCGGGGUAUCCCCAGGGGUAUCUCAUUAAAACAGGUCCACCGCCCCCCUCCCCGCCUACCCUGCUAACUACGAGAGAACAGAAAAUGGUACUGUUAUAUGUAAGGAACUGCUACCGGGAGAAUCUACUAAAUUUCAAAGGGAACAUUUUUCAAGGCGAAUUCUCGGCAUUUUUUCCUUUGGAAAACGGCGAACUUCGAAUUGUCGACAACACAGUUCAUUCGCUGUACUGUGGUAAGAGCGUAUGAUGCCACUGCAAAACGUUGUCAGUACUGACGUUUAAAGCUACGGACAUCGAGUAAAAUUCGAUUUUUGAUUGUCUGUGAUCAAACAAGACACUAGUACAUGUGAUUUGUAGGUUUGAUGCCAUGGUGUACUUGCCACAACGAUCAAAUGUAGACAUUUUACGUGGCAUCGAGAAACCCUUGAGCAAUUUAAACACUUUUAAGUAGAAGGGAACGAUACAAUUUGAAACUGUCUGUCUUUGAAAAAUAGUCUUUUAUUACCAUUCUCGUAAAGAAGUCUUCUUCACCUUCAACUUUCUUAUAUGUGUUUUUUUCCUAUUUGUUACGAGUCGCUCAAAGCGGGCCGGUUUUCUAUCGUUGGUAAAUAGCGUUGCUAAUAUAUUCAAGAGCUGCUUUACUGAAUUAAGUCGGCUCCUUAACGACACGUCCUAACCAGGAAAAAUCUAUCCUUUUGAAAAUUUUGCUAGAAAGAUUUUUACAUCGUCGUGUAUCUAGCCAUGCCGAAGGAAUUAGUCUGCGAAGUAAACAGUACGUAAAUUUUUCCUUUUUUCCGGCAACACUGAAUAUUAUUUUAUAUUUAUUAAGACAAAAACGCGGGGAAAAUUUACCUUUCCUUCUUCGCUUAGAUUCCGGUGGAAAUUUCAGUUUGCGAGAGGUUUAAGAGAGAAUAUUAGACUAUAAACUUAAAUAAAUUAUCCUUAUUGCCUUUUGCCCUGGCUUCAAAACUUUACGUACCGAUCACUAUUUUUUCUUCGGCAGUAUAAAAAGUUUAUUAAUCAUAUAUCAUCUUUGAUGUAUUUGUGUAAUAUUCUUAUAAUUAUAAUUCUGUCGAUGGUGUCGAUGGCCUUCUUAUGAAACAGGAUGUUUUCUUUUCAUCUCUCUUUUCGCAAUUUGUUUUAUGCGAUAUUAAACGUUUCUUGUCGGAUAAACACUGAAGUUUUUUUCCUCUUCGCUCGCUUCUCCGAGCUGUUUUGAAUUCAAAAGAUUUCUAACGAAUCCCGACUUACUUAUUAUAUUUGUUUAGCUUUACAGACGAUUUAUUCAGCUAAUAGUAACUCGAGGUAACGAACUCGCCAGUAAAAUAUUCAUUAUUGGUUAUUCGUGUCACAGGCAAAAAUCCAAUAGUACUGGCCGCGAUUUUAUCGUUUUUUAAGCGCUUAAGUCAAAUACCAUCGAAUGAAAUUUCAAACAAGAGUUUGUCACAAAGAACUAUUGUCCAUUAUUAAGAGAACUUACAGUUAAACAGCUGAUUUAAUUCGACUUUAAAUAUACACAUCUCUUCCCUCGAUCACCGAACGAAGUCGAAGUUGACAGCUUACACGUUUUCUACAACUUCCUCACGAAGAGGCCUUCCUUAUACAGUGCUAUGAUCUGGUGAAACUAUUGUUUUUUGCCUCUUUACAAGAUUUUUUUUUUUUGCGCGCCAGAGAUCUAUUAUUGAUGUAUGCUUAAGUAUCGGACUGAUCCCUUUUAACAUACUAUAAUUUAGAUCUUAAAAAAAAAAAAAACAUCUUUUAAUAUCGUGGCUUUUUCAAUAGGGAAUUGAAAGGUCGUAAACACCUUAUAAGGCGGGAAAACAUCGGAAGCCGAGGCUUCUAAUCAUACGAACUGAUCUGCCAAAUAAAGUUAAAUCCGGUCACUAACUAUUUCCGUCCGUCAGCAGUUCUAAGGAGUUGGUUUUGAAAUUGUAACUUAUCAGUGUCUGCUCAAGUUAACUUUUUUUAGAUAUCGCUGUAGUUUGCGCAAGACGCAGAAUGUUGCUCUGCAGGGGCGUGCGUGCGUAAAAUUUUAUGGAAAUUAUUUAUGAAGCUAAUAUAGUGGUUCUAAACUUCGCGUGAAUGUGGAGUAUAUUUUUCUUCUCUCGAAAUCUAUAUUAGCGCGUUUCUGUUUUAAAGGAUUAUCGGAAAAGCCUUUUAUAAACAUCUUUGUGCCGGCCUUUCUUUAGAUCGUGUUCAAGAUAGUUCUUUUCCAAAGCACCUUUCGUGAGGUCCGUUCGUGUUUACAUUUUGUUGUCACUUAUCCGGGAUGUUCUUCAGUUCACAUUGUUGUUCUAAGUCGUUCAAGUAUAUCAGGACAAAAGCACGAACCCUAAACAUCACUAGAACGAAAAAACAUUCUUUAAAUUACAGUUUGCUUCAUGUUAUCCGCCCGAAAAAAAAAAUGGCGUCGCUAGCGCUUUCGUGCCUCCAGUCCAUGCCAACGAGGUUGCAUUCAUUCCCAGUUCCUGGUCGUUGAUAAGUGUUGUGACAAAAAUUUAGGGUUUUCUCACUUCUGUUUAGGUUAACGUUUUUCAACCCGCGAUAACAGGUGCUACUUCUACUGCAGAAUUACACGUUGGAAAGCUGUAAAAAAGCCAUUAUAAACGACGGUAGAAUAUUCCCAUGGAGUGCGAAUUUGAGUAACAGAGACAUGUUUAAGUUUAUUCCCCUUAAAUUCGACGCGCUUCGUCCAGGUUUUGUUUGCAACGACAAGUGCAACCGCGGUAACACUGCGCUCUAAAGAGAGCUUAAGAUAUUUUAAGUUUAAACAGGAUAGUGAAACGACUGAAAGUGAAAAGUUCAUUGUGUUGUAGAAAACGAAUGCUGUUUUUGUUUAUAAGGGUGUCCACUCGCUCGCUCGCCCUUCUGGCAACGGACCAGUUUGAGGCCAGUUCAGGGAAGUGAUGUGAUACGCUGAGUGGCUCGCCUCUUGUUCUAUCUGUCACUUUUUACUCACAUCAUCUUCGCCAGAAAGACCAAUUAAAAUUUAAAAGCGUCGUUUGCGAGCAAAACAGCGCACAUCCUGUUAUGAAAUGAGCCUUUUAUGAGCGCGCGAAAAUUGUUUAUUCUCAAAUAGCGGAGAGGGUAAACCCGUUGCCUGGGUUAAGACUCGUCUCUAGCGAAGGAAACUGUGUUAGUCAGAAUUCAGCGAAGCGUGGUAAUUAUUCUAAAGCCACGUGGCAUGUGGGCCAGCCCCCGAUUCAACGGGCGUCCAAUCAGCGGCCAGUAUUUGCCGGUAUCUUCAGUGACAUGUGACUCGACCCGGCUGGUUUUCUGCUCCCACUCACACUUACUCAAGAACAACAUUUCAUUGAUUCGUUCCCUGUGCAAGGGAAAACAUGGGCUCUCCCGAGCAUUUGGUGUGCUUUCACUGCACUGCCACAAGAUUACCGGCUGAAGAAUCGGACACCGAGGAAGAAACCAUCACUGGCAUCUCGUGGAUCGUUGUCGAUGUCAAAUCAAACCAGCUGGGUUCCGUGCAUAGAUGUGUUGUGAAAUCGGGCCUGUCUGGAGCGAACGAUGCGUUAAAACAACCCACUGCCAAGUCGCCUGUGACCACUGAAGCUGAACAACUCGGGGAAGCCUUAGAAGAGUUUGACAACUUUGUUGAAGAGACUCUGACAUGCACAGGGGAAAGGUGGUGUCUUGUGACAGAUGGACAGUUCCCACUGAGACAUCACUUACAUUUGGAAGCCGGCAGGAAGAAAGCCAAGUUGUCACAACACUUUUAUAGCUUUUAUGAUCUUAAGAAGGAAGUCAGAAAGGUGGUGAAGCAUGAUUCUGACUUUAAAGACCUUGAAGAAGUGGCUUCAUACUGUAAAAUUGAUGUAAAUAACAACAACCCAGCCGGUCUGGAACAUUGCAAGCUUAUGGCAAGUGUGGUUCAGUAUCUCAUCAAAGAAGGUCACAAGUUUAAAGAUGUUGAAAAGAUCAGUGGGAAGUAUGAGCCUGGACCAUGGUAUGGUGCUUCUUUGCGAACAAAAAACCUUGGUCUUGUACUUGAUGACACAAUUCUAAGAGCGAGAGGUCUUCCAUGGCAAGCAUCAGAUCAAGAUGUUGCAAACUUCUUCAAAGGCCUCAACAUCCUAAAGGGAGGGAUCGCCUUUUGUUUAAAUGCCCAAGGAAGAAGAAAUGGUGAAGCAUUUAUAAGGUUUGAGAAAGGAGAACAUAGAGAACUUGCAUUGAAAAGACACAAACAUCAUCUUGGAACAAGGUACAUUGAGGUUUACAGAGCUACAGCACAGGACUUCUUAAAAAUUGUCAGAGGUCCAGUUGAUGUCACGCAGAUUGCUGCCAACUUUGUUUCGAACAAGGCUGAUGUGAUUAUCAGAAUGAGGGGACUUCCAUUCAACACCAAGGAGACAGAAGUUAUUGAAUUCUUUGAUGAGGAUGCACCAGUAUUCAAAGGAGAAGCAGGAAUCCUUAUGGUCAGAAACAGUUUUGGAAAAGCUACAGGAGAUGCAUUUGUUCUUUUUGAAACAGAAGAGCAUGGAUGUGCAGCAUUAAGAAAGCACAGAUGCACACUGGGCUCCCGAUAUGUUGAGCUGUUCCGUAGUUCCCAAAGUGAGGUUCAGCAAGUUCUGAAUUCUUACAGCAACUUCUUGCACAACUUUCCACCUAUCAUGUUGCCACCCCUUCCUCAACAACCACCAUUUCACCCUCCUUUCUUACUUCCCGGGCCAUGCAUUAAUGGCAUGAACACCAAAGACUGUCUGCGCCUAAGGGGUCUGCCAUUCUCGGCAACAGUGCAAGAUGUGUUAGACUUUCUUAAGGAGCAUGCUGCAUUCGUCAUUCCUGGUGGGGUUCACAUGGUUUUUAACACCCAGGGUCGACCCUCUGGAGAUGCCUAUGUACAGUUGGUAUCUGCAGAAUGUGCUAAAACAGCCACCACUGAUCUUCACAGACAGCACAUGGGAGAGAGAUACAUUGAAGUGUUUCCAUGCUCAGGAGUCGACAUUGCUUCAAUCAUUACAAGCAGCACAAUCAAUCAAACUAAGAUGACAUCAGUCAACAAUACUCCCUACAGUCAUCCAUGUUCGUACCCUGUGACCAAUGGCAUGGUCACCAGUCCAAAUGGGACACAUAUGAAUGGACACACAGACAAUAUAACUGCUACAUCUGCUUGUCGCAGUCCAACAGGCAUGUAUGUACCUCACUCACCGACAUACUUCAACUGUGUCAUGCCUACAAGUGGUAUUGGAGGAGGCAGUGUGAGUUAUUAUCCACCAGCCAGUACGAAUGUUAGGAUGAGAAUGUCACCAUACUUGCCGCAACCUUACGAAAUGAUACCCUUCUUUCAAGGAUACCAGAUUGCAGACUAUGGAAGGUAGUUGAAAUAAAGCAACACUGAGUUACAGAACAAAAUCAACUCCAAGUAGUCCUUAAUAGACAAUAAUUAUUAAUAGUCAUAGUACAUGACAAAAUCACUUUAGAAAUGAUAAAUCAAGAUGAGCUCAUAGAGUCUAGAGCUUACGUAGCUAAUGCUGCCUGCUUAACAACAGCUCAAAGUAGCCAGAGGUCUCCUCUAUCUUUUCUGGUCACAGAGGAAAAAAAAUCAAUAAAUUAGUGCAAGUUUUGGUGAAAACAAAAUAUCAAUGCAGCAGUUUUAAGUAUGUAACCACACUACCAAAAUUCUCAGUAAAACUUUCAAAAAUUGUGAAAGAUCUUGCACAAAAAAGACACUAAUGAAAGGUGUUUCAGAAAUGCUUCACUUUCUGUGUACCUUCCACAAUGAAGAUAGAAGAUAACAGAUAAUUUGAAUGAGAAAAGUUUAGUUUUAACAAAAACUCAACAGUGUGAAAAGUUCUGAAAAUAACAUUGCAAUGGAACAAAAAUAUUUAAAAGUGAAAAAUAGUGGAAGAAUUGAGAUUAAAACGAGAGCAAAAGUUUGUGACACAAAAUUGAUAUCAAUUAAGAUUUAUGUUUUGAAUUAAUUUGAUGAAAAAUGACAAAUUUUAACAUUCUACUUGAUAAAGUAGCCAUGAAUUUAGUAACUACUGAUAAUCAAUUAUUUCAUGCAAAGGCAUCUCUAGAUUUUAGGAAAACCAACAAACAAACUAAUGUGCAGUAAAUCAAUUAUCAGAAUGAUAAUGUAUAAUAAUUACUAUGAAUUGUAGAAAUGUUUUCAAAAUACAGAUUUUAUUUAUUUUAUUCAAGCUGGAACCCAAGACACCAGUUCAACAUGCAAUCUUUUCAGCCUCAAUAAAAAUGAACAUUCAAUUUUCUCUUGUUGGUGGUUUAGAAGAGUACAAUGAAUCAUAGCAAGAACAUGAUUUAAAAACAAUAUAGCCUUUGACCAGGCUGUCAUAUGCUGUGGCACAAGCAAAGGCGAAGCUGCAAGAGAUAAGUUGGCAAAUGCCACUUUUUUUCAUGCCAAGUCCCUCUGGCUUGCUUUGCUCUCCAACACAUCUCAUGGCUUGGCCUUUGCCACAAUGCAAAAUAGCUUGCUGUUGUCUAUAUAAUAACUAUUAACAGCUUCUCGCCGUUUGUACAUUGAGACAUAGAAAGAUCUGUCAACUGAAUUAAGCCUUGUGAGGCUGAAAAGGUUCAUUUGGCUGUCAGCUGUAAAUUAGAGCAUAAACGUACAUUGUACAGUUAUGUAAUUAGUAUCAAUUUAUGUUUGAUAGUCAGAUUCAAACUAGUUUUUAGAACUUUUGUAUUAGUUGCUAGUCAUGCAGGAACAAAGCCAUUGUUGGCUUAAGCAUUAUAUAACAAAGCUGUACAUUGCAAUCAAAAGAGUUUGAAUUACUGAUUAUAAUAAAUGCCGCAGUCUAUCUUGUUAAGAAGUUAACCCUUUGAGCCCUGAUUUCUACAGACGAACUCUUCUUCCUGGUGUCCAUAUGUUUUGCACAGUGUCAUUUAGGAUAAUUUGAUUAUGUGAAGUCUUUGAUUGAUCUGUUACUAUUUUGCUCUCUGUGGCAUACAUGUUUCAAUUGAGUUUGAUUUUGUUUGUUUGUUUUUUUUUACAAGAAACAAGAGACUGAUCAAUUAAGGGCUAAAAUGGUUACAUCCUAACAGUGGCAUGACUUUGCCAAGAGACUUGAUUGAUAAUUAUGUUAGAGUGGAUAAGAUUAUUUUUCAGGAUUAGAGGAACAAUGUUCAGUCAAGACUGGAUCAUAUUCAUAGACCAACAAAUAAUUUCUCCAACAUUUAUUUGUCUCUAAACAUUGCAAUAUUUAUGGGCAAAGUUUUUGAACUGGCCAUAUUGUUUUUAUUUACUUACAACUAAUUAUAUGUUUGACAAAUAACUGUGUAUUACCAGUCAUUGCAAGGGCCAGAAUGACAAUCUGUUCAAUCACAGUCAAAAUACAGUUUUACUACAAGCUGAACAUGUCUGCAGUGAAAAUGAAUGUGAAAUAUAAGCUAUAUGUUAAAUUGACAGAGAAAAGAGAAACAUUAUUUUAACAAAAAGAAGCAGAAACAUGACAAUACAUAAAAGCCAGGAAAACCAAAUAAAAAUUACAUGUUUUAAGCAUUCAGGCAAAGCCAGUGUAAUUUAAUUGCCAUUAAUAAAAUUGCACUAAUUAUAUUUUCAAAAUGUGCUGGUGGUGAAUACGUGCCACCUUCAAUGUUUCCUGAAUGCGGAUCAAUCAUUGUGAUAUUGUUACCAAGAAUGUCUUGUUAUUUCAAUCCAGUUUUAUUAACUACAAGUAGAAGAAAUACAAUUUCAUGAUAAUAAUUAUAGCUAUUCCAGGAUGUGAUCAAAAUAACGGUCUAUGUUCAGUUAUGGAAUAACUACCCUUCAUGACAGAGUCAGUAUCUUUCACGGCAGUGCCAUGAUUGAGUGCGAGACACUUUAUGAUAUAAUCUCCAACCAUUUUACAAAUCGUAAAGUUUGCAUUGUGAUAUUCAAGGUAACAAAGAGACUUAAGUACAAAUAAUUAUUUUAGCUAUAUUUUUAAACCUACUAAAAUGAGUAAACAAUCUCCAUUGUAAAAUAGAAACAAACUUGUGACAUGUCUUACAAACUUUAAUACCUGCAUAGAUAUACAUUUCUUUGCUAUGAUUUUUACCUCAAAGCAAAAAUCUGUAGCUAUCUAUAUCAUACUUAGCUGGAAAUGACUGGACUUUCUUGGAAAUAAAAAUAAAAUGAAUAGA
Messenger RNA from Orbicella faveolata, 9768 nucleotides. RefSeq names its product epithelial splicing regulatory protein 1-like. Gene Ontology annotation, molecular function: RNA binding. NCBI's taxonomy places the organism in Eukaryota, Metazoa, Cnidaria, Anthozoa, Scleractinia, Merulinidae. The record is from RefSeq and is a predicted model, not a curated record.